AUGAGACGCCGGGACACAAAACCCGCAGGCCACAGACAUGAUCACCCAACCCACCCAACGACCCAAAGCACACGCCAAAAACCCCGUCAUAACUCCCCCAACAAUGAAAUGACUUCUCGCCUCGGACCGUUGGAAAAGUCGGGCCUCGGCCCGACCGCACCGGAGCGCACCUAUACCCAAAUUAAUUCGAUCCAUCUAUCGGCCAAAUCCCCUCGCCUCGCCCCAACUCGAACUCGCCGUAUUAUUCCCAACCCAUCCAUCGAAACAGGCAUCGAAAAGCUGGUUCCCUCGAUCGUCGUCGACCAACACCUCGCCCUCAAGAUCAUAGAACUCGCCGGUGUCCAACGACUCACAGGCCUAAGGAAAUUGCAAAGCGCUUCGCCUAUAGACCUACACCCCACCCUUAAACCCUCACUUCACCCCUUCUCGCCAAAUCGGCCAACCACGCGCGGAGGCCAUCGUCCCGAACAAGCCCUGGACCCUUUGCCACCCUCGCAACGGCCCUCAGCGGAGAGCUGGGCACAACCCCCUCGUGCCAUGAAGUAUGUCACCGAGGCGCCAGACAUCCCCGCCCCGACUUCGGCCCUGAGGACCCACGACGCCUCCGAAACCCCCUCCACCAAUACACAACGCCUCCCACCGCAGGAGCCAUCCCCGCUCCCGACUCAACUCACACCGCUCCCUAACCGGACAUUCACUUCGCACCACGACGCCACAGGGCCCUGCACCCUAGCCACCACAGGCACAAUCGCCGAAUCCGGAGACGAGAAGACCAGUCUCAACCAGCCACACGACUCCCCCAAGCCUCCCUGA
Molecule: messenger RNA, 813 nt
Organism: Puccinia triticina
Lineage: Eukaryota; Fungi; Basidiomycota; Pucciniomycetes; Pucciniales; Pucciniaceae
Exons: 5
Coding region: 1-813 (270 amino acids)
Source: RefSeq, a predicted model, not a curated record